Messenger RNA from Anthonomus grandis grandis, 953 nucleotides. RefSeq names its product chromobox protein homolog 1-like. NCBI's taxonomy places the organism in Eukaryota, Metazoa, Arthropoda, Insecta, Coleoptera, Curculionidae. The record is from RefSeq and is a predicted model, not a curated record. Gene Ontology annotation, cellular component: pericentric heterochromatin; nucleus. Gene Ontology annotation, molecular function: chromatin binding. The transcript is spliced from 3 exons. The coding region runs from base 80 to 598 and encodes 172 amino acids. Gene Ontology annotation, biological process: chromatin organization; negative regulation of transcription by RNA polymerase II.
GGUUAUGUUCUUAUUAUUUUCGUCCGCGGUGUUUACUGCUUGGGAAUUUUUUUUUUAAUAAAUACAAAAAGCUUCAAAAAUGGGAUCAAAAAAAGCGUCACCGAGUCCGGAACCAGCCGAAGAAUACGUUGUUGAAAAAAUAAUCGACGUACGAGUAAAGAACGGCGUCAGAGAAUACCUUUUAAAAUGGAUUGGUUAUGAUGAUAAGGACAACACUUGGGAGCCCGAAAGUAAUUUAGACUGUCCAGGCUUGAUAAAAGCUUUUGAAGCAGACAGGGCAGAAAAGGAGUCUGAAAGAAGUAAAAAGAGAAAAAGUACUAGCACACCCACACCGGAUCAAAAAGGUGGUAAAAAAUGGAAAGGGGAAGACAAAAAGUUGGCUGGAUUUGAUCGUGGACUUGAACCUGAAAAAAUUAUUGGGGCAACUAAUAGUUCAGGACCAUUAAUGUUCUUAAUGAAGUGGGUAGGUACAGAUGAGGCAGACUUAGUGCCAGCCAAACAAGCAAACGUAAAAUGUCCUCAGGUGGUGAUAAAGUUUUAUGAAGAAAGGCUAUCAUGGACGUCUCCAAGCAUAUCAGCAGAGGAAAAGGAGAAUUAGUAAAUACAGAUUUGUUGUAACGUCAUAAGUUGAAUAGGGUUAGUAUUAUGACAGGGUUUUAAAUAAUUGACCUAAAGAGAACAAGAAACGGAUGGUAAAAUCUAUGGUCUCCUUUCUUUUUUCUUCUGUAAAAAGCCUUUUUGACUCAUGAUAUUUUGUCAUAUAUCUUUAUAGUUUCUAUGUUAAACAUUGAGCAUGGUUAUUAUUUUUUUAUCAUUAAUAUUUGUAUCAUCAAUGUUAUUUAUGAACAUUGUAUUGCUUAAAAAAUUAUUUUAAGAGUUUAAAUUUUCACUGCCACUAUAAUUUUGGAGUGUUAAUUUAUAAUUAUAAGUGAGAAUAUAUUGCUUUUGUAUAA